AUGGCGGGGCGGUCUUAUACGUGGAACGCCGAGGCCAUGGGGCUCGAGGCAUUGAUCAAUCCCUGCGAAUGGCGCUCGGAGCUGCUUCAACCUCCUGAAACCGCCGUCGUACUUUUGCACGAUGCAAAGCAUCUUGGCCGUGACGUGAGUGCAUCCGCCCAGCCACAGCUGGGGGUUCUCUAUGACAGUCGUCGCCCACAAAAGUCUCACGUCCGCGAGGAUCAGCUCCUGCAGAACAUGAUGUUUGGCUCUCUUCCUUUGGCUCUCUCACACCACACCACCAAGAUGCACCUGCUCAAGGAUCCCAAGCGUGUAGUGCUAACCAAGCUGUACCCUACCAAACGGAUAAAAAAUCUUUUGAUGAAUGUGGGCGGCGCAUCCGCGCCGAGUUCCGUUCCAGCCUCCCCUCGUCGGAGCGGAAGCGGUGUCCCACGAUCUGCCCAGCGAUUUGGCUUUUCCUCUUCGGAACCUCUGAGCGAAGCUGCCGAGUCCGCGGCACCAGCCGUUGCAGUGCCAGCCAGCCGAUCGGCCCAGCCCCAACGCUUGGAUUUUGACGACGCCACCAGUACCGAUCUGGAGUCACCCCACUCUCCACGCAGUUUGGCCGAGAUGAGCGAUUUCUUUCCCGGAGCCUUGCCAUCCCCCAUCAAGACACUGGAUGCCGAUGAAAGCUUCACCUCUUCCGGCACCCCCUCGCACUCGUCAUCCCUAUCUUCCAUGCUCGAUGUCAGCGGCCGAAUGCGACGCUACGAGCGCAGCCAGCGUUUGAGCCUUGAGUUUGGCAUGCGCAGUAAAACCGGGGAAGCCUCUAAAGCAACUGUUUGUGGCAUUGCCUUGAUCAUUGAUGUUGAUCGCUCUGACAUCCUCGAGAAAUUUGUGACAACCCACUUUGCAAUUCUUGACAUGACCUUGACGGGUUUCUUUCAUUGGCUGCAAGAGCGCCUGCUCUUUGUCGUGGAAGAAGAGUUGCGAAGCCAAGCCCAGCCGGCUCCCCACACAGCGCGUGUGCUGCUGAAGCGGGUGGCUCGACGUUUUCGCGAAAGUCGACAGGUCACGGAACGCAUCAGGUUCCUCAUUCACCAAGUGCAUACUCUCUAUACGGCGCCGCGGUAA
Molecule: messenger RNA, 1113 nt
Organism: Monosiga brevicollis MX1
Lineage: Eukaryota; Choanoflagellata; Craspedida; Salpingoecidae
Exons: 12
Coding region: 1-1113 (370 amino acids)
Cellular component (GO): cytoplasm
Molecular function (GO): ATPase inhibitor activity; protein-folding chaperone binding
Source: RefSeq, a predicted model, not a curated record